Molecule: messenger RNA, 281 nt
Organism: Echinops telfairi (small Madagascar hedgehog)
Lineage: Eukaryota; Metazoa; Chordata; Mammalia; Afrosoricida; Tenrecidae
Gene: TMEM220
Product: transmembrane protein 220
Exons: 4
Coding region: 30-281 (83 amino acids)
Source: RefSeq, a predicted model, not a curated record
AGGUAAAUGAUCCCGAUGCGGAGCUGUGGAUGGCGGUAUACAUAAUACCUGCAGCACUGACCCUUCUCGUCGCCUUGAACCCUCUUGUGACAGGUAACUUUGUUUGGAAGAGCGUCUCUGCAGUACACUUAUCAGUGUGUGUUGUGUGGGCUCUCGGCUUGGGAUACUACCUCUCGCUUCAUAGCCAACAGAGCAUCUUACACGAGGAAGAAGGCAGAGAGCUGUCUGGCCUGGCGAUUAUAGCGGCCUGGAUAAUCCUAUGUCACGGUUCAUCAAAGUAA